Messenger RNA from Aspergillus tubingensis, 1029 nucleotides. Its product is annotated as cytochrome P450. The record is from RefSeq and is a predicted model, not a curated record. The coding region runs from base 1 to 1029 and encodes 342 amino acids. The transcript has 2 exons. Gene Ontology annotation, molecular function: iron ion binding; heme binding; monooxygenase activity. NCBI's taxonomy places the organism in Eukaryota, Fungi, Ascomycota, Eurotiomycetes, Eurotiales, Aspergillaceae.
AUGGAUAAGACUCUUACACCUUUGGCUGCCUCUGAUCCACUGAGAAGAUCUAUUGCUGAGCCAGACGAGGUUUCAUUAUUCGAAUGGAUUGUGGAUGCCUUUAUCGUGACCAUCAGUGAUGGUGCAAUGGGAAAAGUGUGUUUAGAUAUGUUUCCAGAGGUAGUGGACAACAUGUUUCGCCUUCAGACGAACAUAUACGCCAUCUUUACGAGGCGUCCUAGGAUUCUUGCCCCGAAAGCUUACGCUGCCUGUGACAAGCUAGCUCAGAUUCUUGCCAAAUACUUUGCCCUCCCCAGAGAAGCGAAGAUUGGUUGCGCAGAGUUCGUGACUAUGGCUGAAGAUGAGAUUCGCUCAGCAGCUGUUUCAGAGGAAGAGUUGGCAAAGAUGUUUGUUUGGAUUUAUUGGGGCAUGCUCGACAAUCCAUCAACUGUUGCAUUUUGGCUCUUGUGCAGACUUCUUCAUAAUCCUGGUCUGCUAUCAGUGAUACGGGAAGAAUGUGAAGAGUCAUUUUUGAGAAACAGCCCCAUUACGCCGGCCGACAUCCCAGCACGGCUGGAGUGCUGUCCAAUCCUCAAGGCCACCUUUGAGGAAACCAUGCGCAUCCACUCCGGUCCACACGUAUUUCGCCAUGUUUCCGAAGAUACAGAAAUUGGUCCCUAUCUUCUAAGGAAGGGUUCUACUCUUCUCAUCCCUUAUAACCGCCUGCAGAUGAGUAAAUCCCACUGGGGUCUUGAUGCGGAGGAGUUCAAAUAUCAACGCUUUCUUGAUAAUCCGGGACUAGCAAAUUCAAGGUAUUACAAACCCUUUAGUGAUGGAAUUCAUCAGUGCGGUGGCGUGGCAAUGGCACCUCAGCUUGUGAUGUACUUUGUUGCUAUUGUUUUGUGCCGCUAUGACGUGGACGUGCUUGGCGGGAUUGAAAACCAUCCAUUUCCUAGACUUGAUACUUCAAAAGGAAGGGCAACGGUGCCAAUGCCGGUGGCUGGUGAUAUGUUUCGCGUAACUAUUACACCGCGCAAAAGCGCAGUUUGA